Leptosia nina is the source of this 6828-nucleotide messenger RNA. NCBI's taxonomy places the organism in Eukaryota, Metazoa, Arthropoda, Insecta, Lepidoptera, Pieridae. The record is from the annotation of a GenBank genome assembly.
AUGCUAUCCACCACUGCAAGUAGUAAAUUGAAAACCAAUAAAAUAUCGGAAGAUUCCGAUGGUCCAGAUCGUGAAGAAAUUGUACAAGAAAACACAUCGGGUGAUAAGGUCAGAGGUUAUGUUAAUCUUUACGAUGCAUCCUCAUCUUUCGGAGGACCCAGAGAUGUACGCUUUCGGUCUCGCGGACGUGUAUCGGAAUUUCGACACUCGCGCGGAUAUGGACGGAGUGGGACAAGAGGUCGAAGUUUCCCGCCUCGGGGUGAUAAAGAUGAAAAUUCCUUUAAAUAUAACGAAUCGCUAGCGUCUUCGAAUAAUGAAUCAUGGUCUCCAAGCAAUAGUAACAAAUUUUACGAGAGGUCUGAUCUGGUGGUUAAUUUACCUGAAGAUCCACGUAUAUCGAAGCUAUUACGGCGUUUGUGUGCUGAAGUUGAUGUGGAAAAGUCACUUGUCAUUUGCAGUAAACUACAAGAGGCUGUAAUGCUACCAGAAAAUGCCAGAUAUAUUCGAAGAUCUUAUGAUAUUCUUGUGGAGUCACUUUUGGAUGUGUUGUAUGAUGCUCCUGGUCCUGAAACAAAAGAGGGUGCCGCUACUGUAUUGGGCAGGAUUGGAUAUGUAAUGGGGCCCGAUUUCCGCAAACAUUUAGAUUGGAUUGCUUCCACUUAUGCUGCACACAACUCUUCUAUCAAACACAUGUUAACCCUGUCAUUUUUAGAAACUUAUCAGUUAGAUUUACAGAACCUUAAUUUGUCAGAAUUCACUGAUUUGACUUUAGAGAGACUACGAUCCAUAAUUGAAAGGACUGACUCUUCUGAUAUAUUUGUAGCUGCUAUAAAUGUAAUGGUAAUGGUUUCCAGUGCCUAUCCAGAAAAUUUUGCUAAUCACUUUGUGGAUACUGUUGAUAUUGUUGUAGGCUGGCAUGUAGAUAGCAGUCAACCAAAGAAAAUCAGGGAGUUUGCCUUACAAGCCCUGUUUAAAAUGAGUCGUCACUGGCAAGCAGAUGUUGGAUUUUCUAUCCAUUUGUUGAACCAGUUUAUUGAAGAUAUGGUGGCCUACUCCGGCUUAGAUGAUAAAAGUGUCAAAGAAGAAGAAUCCAGUGUCGAAGACUGCAUACAAAACAUUGCUUCAUUUCUCAAUGUGUUUAACACUGUGGUAAAGAGUUUGGGGACACUUUUAAACCCAACAUUGAAUCAAUCUGUAUCAUGGACCUUCUUAUCUGAUGCUUUGUCAAAAAUCUUACAGGUUUUAACUGAAGUGUUUAGACAAAAUGCAGAAUUAGAUUUGAUAUUAGCUGGCAAUGAGUGUGUAACACUUUUGUUGUCUUCAUUACAGUCAAAGUCAUAUUAUUGUGCAACUGCUUUGUUUUCCCUCAUAAAAAUGGAAGUGGAAAAUUACUUGCUAGUAGGUGAAGCAAUUUGUAUAAGCAUUGUAAGUCUUAUAUCAACAACUAUAAAAGAAAUAUCUUCAAACUUGCCUAUAGAAUUUAUAACUGAAAUAAUUGGACCAAAAUCACAAUUAAAGCACUUACGAUUCUCGAAUAAUGUCCAUGUUUUGAAAGGUAUUGUGAUGAUAUAUAGUAAUUUUUUAAAUUUAAAGAAUAUACCACUUCUUCAAGAAGCUUACAAGUAUGUAUUGUCAGACAUACAGAUUUCUCUUUCUGGCUUGGUAACAAAUGUACAGAUCAUUAAUGUGGACUACUCCGAGGAUUUGAGCAAAGAUGAUGCUGAAAGGAAUGUUAUAUUUUAUCUUCAAUGUUUAUCGGAUCUAGCAAAUGCAAGUAACUCAAUAAUUGGAAUGUGGGCGUUACAACCAAGCAUUCUUGAGUUGUUAUCUAUCAAAAUGAGUCCCCAUAAUGAAAUAUUAACAAAGGAAAGGCCAGCUUUACAGUAUUCUAUACUUUACCUUUUGUACUCUCAUUGUAAGAAAAAUAAUCACUUCAUUGCAUCAAGUGAUCUGGUGACAAAUGCUCAACAGAGAGCAAGUGAUUUGUUCAGCUUAUCAAAUCUAAGUUUGGGAGAUGUUUCUGGGACCAGCCCUACUUGUGGUCAUCUAGCAAUAAUUUUGCAAACGUUGAGUGUCAUUUUAGACGAGUGUGUACCUAAAGAGACUUUACUACUUGUUCUAAGUUGGGUAUCGGAUAUUUUUUGUCAAUUGGACAAUUAUCUACCCAUUGUCAGUCUGUCUAAGAGCUUCCUUGUACUCAUAACAAACAUGCUGGAUCUUGCUUACAAUUUUGAUGGGGACAUUGUACUGAGAGUCAUAACAAAUUGUCAUUAUUUAUUGAUGAAUAAGAGUCUAACUUGGAAUGUAAUGCUUUUAAAAUCUAUGGCUGUAAUCUCUCUAUUACAUAUCGAUAAUAAAAAUAAUGAUGUAGCAGGGCUGUGCAAAGAUGUACUAUUUCAACUGCCUUGGGAUAUAGUCCAACAAGAGUUAGAUAAACAAGUGGUAAAAGUUUUUGCAUGUCGGAAUAUAAGUUUAUGCAUGUUUAAAGGUGAUACAAAAUUUAAUGCACUGAAAGAAUUUUUAAUGAAAGGAUCUUAUGUAACUCUACCUAACCACCACUUUAAAUUAAUAAUUAACUGCCUUAUGGAAGUUGUUGAGGAUAAAUUCUUCUUAUUAGAAAUCUUUAACUCAGCUUGGCCUUUACAAGGGUCUGAUAAUGAGGAGAAAAAUCUACUGUUUUUUCGCCAAAGUGCCACAAAUUUUUGGUCAAUAUGCAUUAGCUGGGCACUUUCAGAAAUAGCUCAAACAUGUAUCUCACUAAAACUUCGGACACCUUUAGGAAAGCCUCAAGAAACAUUUACCAGAAUUGAAGGUGCUUUAAAAGGCAUAGCGAGAGAAAUAUCUGCACAGGACACAAAAUAUAUUGCAGUACAAAACAAACCUUUACUUGCUGUAGUGGUUGCAGAACAAACCAGGGCAAGAUGGUUUAUAGAGUUCAUGAUGUUUUUAGAAAAGUAUACAUACAAUGCUGCUGAAGGUACUGCUUCAGCAUUACCAGCAGUUUCAAAGCCUGUGAAAACAUUUUUUCAUACAAAUUGGCCAACAUGCAGAGAAUGGCAAACUAGAGUGCGACCAGCUGCUUUAGCAGUAAGUUUGUAUUCAGGUCACUACGGUGCCACUAUAUAUCAUGCCUCCUUAAUACUACAAAGUGCUGCCAAAUCUAAAAGUAAUAUUGAUAUUGAAGCUAUUGUUACAAGUUUAGCAAAAGCUCUAAUUAGAGUACAAGAACCGGAGGUGUUACUUGGAUUAUAUGUGUGGGUAAAAAAAACAUUUGACCUCAAAUUGUUGUGGCUAAAAGCAGCAGCUGAUCAAGCGAAUUCUAGAUAUGAAAUUGCAAUAGAAUGUUACAAGAAGUUACAGGACACGAAGAAAAAUGAAGAAGAUGCUCCUGCUUUAAAUCCAAACGAUGUUAGACUUACUAAAUUCAUUAGUGAAAAUAUUACAGAAAGUUACAAAAGUCUGCAAAGCUGGGAGGAAAUGAUCGACUGGCUGGAAAGUGAAACUAAGAAUAAUGAUAAAGAGUUGGAAAAAUAUAAUUCCUUACGAUUGUUUGAAGAUAACAUAGAAGUAAAUCUUUGCGAAUGGGGUGCUCUCGAUUUAAAAGCCACAGAAUUACCUAAACAUUCAUGUUCAUAUCAAGGUCUCAUAAAUCAAAUUGAUUCAACAUUAACAGCAACAGCUCUUAAUAUUUAUCAUAACGAUUACGAAGAAAAAUAUGAUCUAGUAAUUAAGGAAUGUAAAAAUAUCCUUAACUGCACAUCAGAAGAAUUUGCUAGGAACAAUUCAAUUAAUUUGCUUAAAGAAAUAGCAGUUGUACAGUUAGCAAGUCAUGGUUUACAGAGUUUGAAGAAUGGAAAAUCUGUGUCCAAUCCAUUUAAACCAUCAGUCAUUAAGGAAUAUAAAUAUGGGACUGAUAUCAACAAUCUAAAUAAAAUUCUAUGGUGGAAUCAAUAUUUUUUGAAGCUGAAUAUGAGUGAAGAAAAUACAUUCUAUAAUGAGUGUCUAAGACUGGAUGUGAUUAAAAGUGCAAGGAAGAAUGUUAAUUUACAAAUGGCAAAGAGAGAGUUACUUAAACACUUUAAAAAUAACACUUCUUUUCAAGUGAACUUAAAUAUCAACAAUUUAGAAGAUUUGUCUGAAAUUCUUAUUAUGUCGCCAAACAUUUAUGAACUCGAUAUUUGGACUAUUAAUAAUGCGAGUGCUUUAACGGAAUUGUGUAAAGUGACGUAUGCUACGGACGAAUCUAAGAUACUAGCGAUCAACUUAUGUGCCAGUAUUUCUUUAAGUUUUUCACAAAGAUUAGCCAUAGGCGAUCACAACUACGAACUUCGAGAGAAGGGCACGAGAAUGUUGUUGACAUUAUCCAAAUGGGUUCAAAAUGAAAGCGACGAUGUUUUAGAAAGUGACUCACCCUUGACAAAAUUAGUGUCAGCCCUUCCAGAGAUUGGAUUAGUUGACAACAAUAUAUCUGAAAAUGUUAUACCUAUAUCAGAUUCUGCUGUUGGAAAGCUCCUGCAGUUUGGUGUAAAUCAAUGUCCUGGGUUAGCUAAAGCUUGGGCUAGUUUUGCUGCAUGGUGCUUCAGGUGGGGGAGAAAAAUGGUUGAAUUUAGCUCCAAAACUGGUGAACAAUUAACAGAUAAUGAUAAAUUGCAAAUAGAAAGCGUUAUGAUUGGGUGUUCUGCUCAAGAUUUUGAAGCAGUCUGUGAAAUAUUAUCUAAAACAAAGGCCACAUGCGAUGAAGAUGAUAUCGAUUGGAAUGAAAUCAACACAUCAGAAAUGAUUGAAAAUCAGUUACGAACUGUACCCUCAUUAAAUAAUGCAUUCCCAGAACAUUUAGCGCUGCUAGUAGACAUUUGGCGUCAAGCACAAAAAAGAGUUUUUUCAUAUUUUGAAUUGUCCGCGGAUGCCUACUUUAAGUUUUUACAAUUAAUCUGUGCAUCAGAUUACAUAAACCAUAGUGGAGAAAAUGCGGUUGUAAAUGCCACUCUUCGGCUGUUACGACUCAUAGUAAAACACGCUAUGGAGUUACAGACUGUACUAGAAUCUGGUCUAGCAAAUACGCCUACACAGCCUUGGAAAGUAAUAAUUCCUCAAUUAUUUUCUAGACUAAAUCACCCUGAAACUUACGUAAGGAAAUGUGUAUCCGAUCUGCUUUGCCGUCUAGCUGAAGAUACACCACACCUUAUCACAUUUCCUGCUGUUGUUGGAGCUGUUGAGAAUGAGCAAAAUAGUAUAACAGAAUUGCACGUACCCAGAUCAUAUCUGUCGAAUGACGAUGUUGAUAGCGAUGAUGAUAAUCUUGAUAUAGAAGACAAUGUCAGUGAUAAAAUUAGUAAUAAUGAGUUAAACUCUUGUUUCUUGGAUAUGGUACAAACUCUGGCUAAACAGGCGCCUACAACUAUACUACAGGUAAAAUUAUUGGUUAAGGAGUUACAGAGAAUCAAUUUACUUUGGGACGAAUUAUGCUUAGGGACACUAGUACAACAUCAUUCUGAAUUUAAUAAACGCCUUUCCCAAUUAGAAAACGAAAUCACCAAAGUAAAAAAUAAUCCUAACUUAGCAGCGGAAGAAAAGGAAAAGCUAAUCAAAGAAAAACAUCGCAUUAUAUUUGAGCCAAUUGUUUUUGUUCUCGAACAGUUGCAACAAAUAACGUCGGUUAAACCAGAAACUCCUCAUGAAACUAUGUUUCAAACAAAAUUCCAACCGAGCAUUUUGGAAGUCAUUGAUAAAUUAAAAAACCCUGCGAAUCCUGAUAAGCCCCAAGAGUCUUGGGCACCUUUAAAACAGUUCCAAAUAAAGUUACAACAAAAAGUAAAUAAGCGUACAUCUUACAUUUUAAAGAUGUCCGAUAUCAGUCCGGUGCUUGCAGAAUUAAAAAACACUGUCAUUACUAUGCCUGGCUUGCAUACGAACCAAAGAACGGUCAGAAUAACAAUAAAAUCGAUUGAAAAUAAUGUCGCUAUAUUGCCAACGAAAACGCGACCAAAGAAACUAAUUUUUUAUGGUUCAGAUGGCAAAGCAUACACAUACCUUUUUAAGGGAUUAGAAGACUUGCACUUGGAUGAAAGAAUAAUGCAAUUAUUGUCCAUAACAAAUACGAUGCUGGCCCGAGAUUGUGAGAAUAAUGAUAACCAGACAUAUAGAGCGCGUCACUACUCGGUCAUACCUUUGGGACCACGUUCGGGCUUAAUUAGCUGGGUAGAUAAUGUCACUCCGUUAUUCGCUUUAUAUAAACGUUGGCAAAACAGGGAAGCUGCUGUUCUAACAGCAAAAACAAAUAAGACAGUAAACGUACUAAGACCGUCGGAGCUUUUUUAUAAAAAAUUGAAUCCGCUUUUAAAAGAUGCAGGAAUAUCAACGGAAAAUAGAAAAGAGUGGCCUGUUACCAUAUUGAAACAAGUGUUGGAGGCUCUAUCCGCUGAAACGCCGCGCGACUUAUUAUGGAGGGAACUUUGGUGUAGUAGUGUGACUCCAGAGCAGUGGUGGCAGAUGACUCGCCGUUACAGCUACUCCGUGGCGGUGAUGAGCACCAUUGGUUAUAUAAUCGGUUUGGGUGAUAGACAUUUAGAUAACGUGCUUGUAGACUUAACAACGGGUGAAGUAGUGCAUAUAGACUACAACGUGUGCUUUGAAAAAGGGAAAACGCUUCGUGUUCCGGAGAAAGUGCCUUUUAGGAUGACACCGAACCUACUGACCGCGCUUGGCGUUACUGGUGUUGAGAAAGAGUACUGUACGGGAACUUUCAUAUCUCGUACUAUAAAAGUACUUCUAGGACUCCUUUAUGUUUAUACAGAGGGCGGUUAUAAGCCAGCUCUUAUUAAUUCUUAA